AUGGUUGCUAUCCUGCGUGCUAGUCCCAUGGGGAAAGAAGUCAGUUACCCGUCAAAAUUGGAAAUAAGAGCCAUGUCACAGAAGAUUAUAGACUAUUACCCAAUGUUACGGGAUGAUGAUCCAAACAUGCCUUAUCUGACUAUCUACACCAAAAUGUACAAGCGACUCCAAAAUAUGAGAUCCCCACGGAAGAAGCAAGGCUCUGUACCACAAAGAGGAGUGGCAAAGACAGCUCUCUUCAGUGCAGACAACCAAGACAUGGAGACGGAUUGGACAGACACAAGCAACUCAAGUGAUAAUACCUUACUUCUUGAGAGCAAUGAUGACCUUACCGAGGACAACUCCAGUGAAGCAUUCCCAGCACAUCGACCCCCCUCUGUGCCAAGGAAGCCAAAGACCAAAACCUUCCUGCUGCCAUCCGCAUCAGCCUCAGGCUCCUCACUCAGGACUGUGAUCGCUUCACCAACCACGCCUGCAAAGGAUGAUGUUGUCGGCCAGGACAGUCUGAAAAUGCAGGCUAGGCACUACAAAACCUUGAGCAACAUGUACAAUAAGCCAAAUGCAAAACCCAAUCAAAGUGAUGUUGCUCAAGUUUUAGACCUUGAGUUUAAGGCCAGACGGGCUUUCAUUGAUGCAGAUGUUACAAGGGAAGAAGACCGACCUGCAAAAAUCUUUGAGGCAUAUCCAUGCUUUAGAGAUGUUCGAAAUGCAAUGGAUGAGCUGCGGCGCAUAGUAGGUGGCACCAACAGCAGAUACAUCGAGGAAGUGAAAGGAAGAUGGGCAGACUUUUGUGCCAAGGUGCAGUUCUAUGGUGUGUGGAAGAAAGCCCUGAAACCCCCCUUUCCAUUGGAUGUCCGUGGAG
Messenger RNA from Pungitius pungitius (ninespine stickleback), 862 nucleotides. RefSeq lists its product as uncharacterized. The record is from RefSeq and is a predicted model, not a curated record. Lineage: Eukaryota; Metazoa; Chordata; Actinopteri; Perciformes; Gasterosteidae. The annotation marks the transcript as partial. The transcript is spliced from 5 exons.